AUGGCAGAUCUUCCGAUUUGGCUUCCAACGACUGGCUUUGGGGGCACAACAACAACAAGUUCUUCACUAUUUGGAACACCAACAACUGGCACAUCACUGUUUGGCAGUAAGCCAGCAACCGGCGGCGGUCUGUUUGGUGCAGCAACCACCACAUCACCGUUCGGGCAGACCCAGCAGACGGGCACCGGCUUGUUCGGCGCCAAACCAGCCACGACAUUCGGAACCCAACCGACAUCGCUGUUUGGUGGAUCGUCAUUCAACACUGCCACAACCACUGUAAGUCCCUUUUCGUUUGGUAGCAGCCCGGCAGCAGGCUCGACACUUUUUGGACAACCGCAGUCGACAUUCUCCUCAUUCGGUGGCUUUCAACAGCCGGCAACUUCAACUACUUCAACCGGUCUUUUUGGUGCCAAACCCGCUACUUCUGGUUUUGGUGGAUUUGGCACAACUACCACCAGUGCUACUCCUUUCGGUACCCAACAGGGCGGUGGACUUUUUGGUGCAAAGCCAGCAACUGGUGGAUUGUUUGGAACGAGCACUGCUACUACAGUGUUUGGUUCCACGCAGCAAGCAGCAAUUGGCAGCGCUACACCGGCGGCGCCUAUAGUUCUGGGUGCUAAUGUUACUCAGUCACUGAUCGAGAAUGCAAUGAUUGAAGCUCAGCUAGCUUCGAGUCCCUAUGGUGAUAAUCCAUUGCUAAAAUUGUUGCCGUCGAAAUCGCAGGAAAAAACGAAUAUCCCAAAUCCUGUUAGGUAUGUUUUAAAUGGUUGUUGUUAUCACUCUGCUAGCUCAUUAUUUUUCGCAUAUAAAUUUAUCGUUUGUUGUCGCCGGUCUUUCUCUUCCCAUGUUAAAAUUUUGACAGAACAUGGGAAGACAAGUUGUUUUUUCUUAAUUUUCUGCAAAUAA
Gongylonema pulchrum is the source of this 906-nucleotide messenger RNA. The record is from the annotation of a GenBank genome assembly. NCBI's taxonomy places the organism in Eukaryota, Metazoa, Nematoda, Chromadorea, Rhabditida, Gongylonematidae.